AUGCCGAGAUCAUUCCUAGUGAAGAAAGCGAAGUACCCCGUCGAUCAUGGGAACCGGUGGCACUAUCGGGAACCAUCCAGCCCCACGGAAGGGGCCGUUGCGCCCCAAUGUCCGGUCUCCCCGACGCAUCAUUGCCUCACCGUCCGUUAUGCAAACGGAUAUGUGUGCGACUUAUCCUCCCCUGAAUCUUCUCGAGACUAUGUCUACAUUGACAAGGUGGUUGGCGAUGAUGUUGUCGGAGGUAUUGAGAUCAAGACCACAGUCGAACCCGACACCCAGAUGCCCCAAGCAGCAACUAAACACCACGUUAUCACUAUGGAGCGUUCCGGCCCAAGCCCAUCCGGAAGCCUCAGUGACGCCAGUGUGAGUGACGUCAGCAGUGACGACGCGAGAACUGUGAGUACGCCACAUUAUCUCUACGAUCAAGGAGAUGGGAGUCACACUCCUACCGUGGGAUACACAUACGAAGCCUUCUUCAUCACAGACGGCCGCUCUAGGAGGAGAAAAAAUCCUCCAAAGCAAGACGAAAUAGGACACACUGUAUCUGUGAAUUCGCAAGACAGACCUAGGUACACUUGCGGAGAGUGUGGAAAGCACUAUGCUACAUCCUCGAAUCUCUCCAGACACAAACAAACUCACCGCAGCCCAGAUUCCCAGCAAGCGAAAAAAUGCGAAACCUGUGGGAAGGUGUACGUGAGCAUGCCUGCUCUGGCCAUGCAUUUAUUGACACACAAUCUGAACCACAAAUGUGCCGUGUGCGGCAAGGCAUUCUCGAGGCCUUGGCUGCUGCAAGGUCACAUGCGUUCGCACACCGGCGAGAAGCCAUUUGGUUGUGCACACUGUGGGAAAGCUUUCGCCGACAGGUCAAACCUAAGGGCACACAUGCAGACUCACUCUGCUUUCAAACAUUACGCGUGUGCCCGAUGCAACAAGUCUUUCGCCCUCAAGUCCUACCUCAACAAGCAUUACGAGUCUUCUUGCUUCAAAGAGGGCGGUAACAAAGAUUCAUCGGCUGAUGAUGGGGUUGAUGGUUGUCAUCAUGUCUUUGACACCAGCGAUAAUUCCUCUGAUUUGAUGGAAAUAGGAACAGCACAAAGCCCUUGA
Molecule: messenger RNA, 1104 nt
Organism: Uloborus diversus
Lineage: Eukaryota; Metazoa; Arthropoda; Arachnida; Araneae; Uloboridae
Product: transcriptional repressor scratch 2-like
Exons: 2
Coding region: 1-1104 (367 amino acids)
Biological process (GO): regulation of DNA-templated transcription
Molecular function (GO): RNA polymerase II cis-regulatory region sequence-specific DNA binding; DNA-binding transcription factor activity, RNA polymerase II-specific
Source: RefSeq, a predicted model, not a curated record